GUAUUCUGAAAAAUGGACCCCACUUAACACCCCUAACCCUGUGCAAAUUCAGACACAAAACAAAAACCUGGUCUUUUGAAUAAAUGUGACCAAAAUGGAGACUACGUACAUAGUAUCUUCUUGGUUGUGUUCUUUUGUUCUUCUUCUUAUACAUAAAUGAUCUUGUCUUUCUAUAGUACAAAAAUGGCUGCUCUUUUAUUGUUUCUGUUAUGAUGAUAUCUUCUUUAAGAGACUGAAAGCUUGGUGAAGCUGAAAAACAAUCAAGAAAAGGUUACACUUGAUCAAGGCAUAAAGGAAUUUAACUGUAAGUAGGAAAAGAAGUCACAAAAUGAGCGGACCAGAAUCAGAGAUGGUUUCACAAGAUGGAGUUCAAUCACCAUUACAGCCAGACCAAAACCAGCACAAGAACCAUCCGUUCCCGUCCCUCGGUCGACAAUCCUCCAUCUACUCCCUCACGCUCGAUGAAUUCCAACACACCCUUUGCGAGAGCGGUAAGAAUUUCGGGUCAAUGAACAUGGAUGAAUUCCUCAACAGCAUUUGGACCGCCGAAGAAAACCAAGCGCACGCCCACACUCACGGGCCCGCACAUUCUCACGCUCAUAGCCAGGUGGCGAGUACAGGGGAAGCCACUAGCACCCCACAUUUUGCAUUAGGACAGAGCAAUGUUUCGCUGGAGAAAGCUAUUGUCAAGCAGCCAAGCUUGACAAGACAGGGCUCGCUUACGCUUCCUGCACCGUUGUGUCGUAAAACUGUAGACGAAGUUUGGUCUGAAAUUCAUAAGAGCCAACAUGAGCAGCAGCAACAGAACAACGGUAACAAGGACAGCGUACAGAACACCAGUAACAAUUCCACUCAACGACAGGUUACGUUCGGUGAAAUGACGCUCGAGGAUUUCUUGGUUAAAGCAGGGGUCGUACGCGAACACGGUAAUAAUGCCGCCCCUGCACCACCUCAGCAGCAAUCAUAUAUGAUGUAUCAAAACAGCACCAAUCCCGCUAUGGCCACUAUGGCCCGGCCCGUAAUCAGCCUCGGUGGAGUCACGCCCGGUGUUGGUAUUCCUGGUUAUCCGCCACUUCCACUUCCACAAACCGGGGUGGUCGAGGCGCCCGUGUACCCGGUAAGCAUGACAAGGGGCGGAGGAUUCCCGCAACAAUCGACGCCCGUAUACGGUGGAAGAAUGGGAAAUGGUAGCGGGGUUGGGUACGGGCAAGUGCAAGGGGUAGCCGGGAUGGCGACGCCAUUAAGUCCUGUGUCAUCGGAUGGAUUAUGCGUUAAUCAAAUCGAUAGCGGGGGCCAAUAUGGGUUGGAGAUGUCCAUAAGAGGCGGGCGAAAACGCGUAAUAGACGGUCCGGUAGAGAAAGUUGUUGAAAGAAGGCAAAGGAGGAUGAUCAAGAACAGAGAAUCAGCAGCAAGAUCAAGAGCACGAAAACAGGCUUAUACUGUAGAACUUGAGGCAGAACUGAACCAACUAAAAGAAGAAAAUGCACAUCUAAAACAGGCCCUGGUAGUAAAUAUAUUAUCAGAAAUUUCCUUAAUUUUGGAGCGGAGCUUGAGAGGAAAAGGAAACAACAGUACUUCGAUGAAGUGAAAAUGAAAGUGCAAACGAAGGGGCAAAGGGCGAACGACAAAUUAAGAGGGAUGAGGAGGAGUUUGAGUUGCCCUUGAUGACAAAAUGAUCAAAACACAGAAGUGUGCACUUCUUGCAGAAGAGCAAAUGUUCUGUGCUAGCUGAUGAUGAAAUGGUUCGUUGCAAUUCCGUUGAUGUUCUUAGCCGGGUAAUUGUACUACUGCAACGGAGUAGGCGAAAAGCUAAGCAGACGAACAUGCACUUGCUUUUUAGCAAAAGCUGGAGUCUUUUGAAGUGCAACGUUUGGUUUCGAAUAUAUAUGUAGUAGGGGUAGUGUUGAGUGAAUUAGUGAGUUUUUAUCUUUUCUUCUCGAGCUAUAGACGAAGACGGAUACAGUGUACGAGUUAUAGGUUCAGUCGAACUUUAUAAUUUUGUUCCGAGCCUGCAUGUGUUUAAAGAAAGUCACUAUUUAGUAGAACUAAUAAAUUGUAACUCAGUAAAGCACAUCAGCAGUGGUAGUAACACUUUGAACUCGAACUCUUAAAAGUU
Molecule: messenger RNA, 2116 nt
Organism: Lycium barbarum (goji berry)
Lineage: Eukaryota; Viridiplantae; Streptophyta; Magnoliopsida; Solanales; Solanaceae
Product: protein ABSCISIC ACID-INSENSITIVE 5
Exons: 6
Coding region: 329-1588 (419 amino acids)
Biological process (GO): positive regulation of DNA-templated transcription
Cellular component (GO): nucleus
Molecular function (GO): DNA-binding transcription factor activity
Source: RefSeq, a predicted model, not a curated record